CCUGCGAAUAAUGUCACUCAAUGUCCUUUUUCCGUCUGUCCUGGACGUCUUUAUCACUCACGUCCUGCAGCCAAUUAGAUCUCUCAUAAACUGUGCCAACAAAUGUGAUUCAAUAAAUUUGUGUUAAAUUAAGCGAAAUGUGAAUGGAGAAGUGAAGACUUGCAAAUUGAUACUAUCAAAUCAAGUUUCAUAUACUUCCUGUGAAAGUGGAAAAAAUAUCUCCCUCAAGGAUGCGAAGUCGCACUGAGCUUGUUACCACAACAUUCAUUGACUCGGAAGAAGAUCCGACGGAAUCCGAUGACUCGGAAGAAGAUUGGCGACCCUCGCAAAGUGGAAAACGACGACUGUCGAAGUCAUCAAAGGUUCGUCGCAAAAAGCGAACGAGGCUAAAUAUUCCCCCUGCAACCCAUAAUGCAUUCAAGGAAGCCUGGGGCCAUAACCAGCCUGCUGAGAGAGUGGUCAAGGAGCGACACUACUUCCUGCCCAAGCAAGAGCCACAUCAAUCCACAGAAGAUAUAGUUGCGGAGCAGAAACUUCUUUUGGAGAAGUUUGCGGCUGGGAAAAAUAGUUCCGAGAAAAGCAGCAAUAGCGGUCCGUUCAGGCUGUAUCUGUACAAGAGGGACUUGGAUGAGAAUUAUAAGGAGAACUCGCAUUUAUGUUUGUGGGGACGAGAUGGCACGAACCUGCUGCAGAAGUAUAUCCGCGUGAAGACAACGAACCCAGACGAGUUUAUAUUUACAACAUCGUCAGUGUAUUCCAGCUGGGACGAGCGUCGACGAAGAGACUUCACCACCAUAUCCGUUAAAUAUAUGGAAGAAAACAAUCGACGUGUGACUCUGGUAAAUCCAGCUGACUUGGUCAAUUUAGCAAAUGAAGCGAUUGCACGCAGGAAAAACUUCCAAGAGGCAGGCAAUAAGCAGCAUUCUCCGAACGAAGCAGGAUCAAUGAGGUGUCACUUCGAUAACGAAGAUGAAAACGAUGAGGACGACGACGAAGAUGAUGACAUCGAUGACGACAACGAUGAAGAUGAGGAUGAUGAUGAUUACGACGAUGACGGAAGCUAUGACGAAUCUUCGGAACAAGAACAGGAAAACGAAACAGCACCCGCAACAGAAAACAAUGCUCAAAGUUUUGAUGCACAGGAGGAUGAUAAUCUCCAAACUGAUGACUCAAAUGAUCAAUAAUUAAGAUAAGGAACGUAAACGAUUUAAGAAGAUAAAUGUUAGGCUAAGGCUUGAAGACAUAUUCCUAAAAUAUCAUAGAUUCUCCGUUAUAUGUGUUUUAUGGUAAUCGCCUAGAAUUUAAAGAUGCAGGAAGCAUUGCUCCUGCUUAGAUAUAGUCAUUUUAAAGCGGCCCAAUCACUACUUCCGCCGCAAAGGAAGCGUUCCAAUUAUAAUAAUACGAAUACAAUGCAUACCUAACAAUUCUCUGACUGUUCAUGGCUAAACGAACAUUAACACUUUAUUUAUUCCAUUCGUGUCGCUCAAAUAUUUUCUAGUUUUUAGUCGCAAUGUAUAUUUUUUAUUAUGUUUAUAUCGACGCUCCGUCAUAUUUACGUUGAAGGUGAGGUGAUUUCAAAAAUCAGCCCCAUUUAUGUCAGGAUUCAAAAUCGUUUUCAUAUUACUUAUAUUUUAAUCAGAAGCUAUUUUUAUUCCAUAUAAUUUACUAGAAAUAUUGAAUAAGAUUCUAGUCCUAUGAAUAAAGUUGACCUGAAAUAUUAAGGCCCAAAA
Molecule: messenger RNA, 1730 nt
Organism: Hermetia illucens (black soldier fly)
Lineage: Eukaryota; Metazoa; Arthropoda; Insecta; Diptera; Stratiomyidae
Product: nucleolar transcription factor 1
Exons: 2
Coding region: 231-1184 (317 amino acids)
Source: RefSeq, a predicted model, not a curated record